This is a messenger RNA of Seminavis robusta, 1032 nucleotides long. NCBI's taxonomy places the organism in Eukaryota, Bacillariophyta, Bacillariophyceae, Naviculales, Naviculaceae. The record is from the annotation of a GenBank genome assembly.
AUGAACGUAGCAGUGGAGGCCGAGAUAGAACAAGCGGCAGUGCCAAGAGCACAUGAAGAUGUUGAAGGGGAGAAUCACCCAAAUGAAGAGGAGCUGCCACAAGACGAGGAUGAUGCUGCUCCAGAAGAAGAAGAAGAUGGGAAUGAAGAGGUGAGGCCCCAAAACGAGGAUGCCCCCGCGGCAGAAGAAGAUGAUGGGAACGAGGAAAACCAGCUGCAACGCCCAGUGCCUCCUGCGAUGGAUGCAUCCAUGGUCCUGACAAAUCAAGAACGCCAAUGGGCUCGGACCAUCAAAGCAGCCAUUGAGAGCUGCCCUGAUCUGGACAAACUCUCCGAUUUUGAGUACUGCCAGAUAGCAAUUAUUGAUCGAGAUGAUGUGGGGGCUGCUGUUGACAGAGCCAUAGCCUUGCAGGGAUUUCGGCAGGAAUAUGAUAUUCAAAACACUCUGGAAGAUGCACUAGUGGCUUUGCGGAACCAUGUAUUAUUGAUGCCCCAAUUCAUUCUCGAUUUUCCCUACAACCGAUCCACUGGUGGAUAUGCCCUUAUUGCAGAUAUGAGACGCUGUGAUCUGCAGACACUGGGAACAGAGAAAGGUUGGAAAAUGCAUGCUGCAGGCCUCUACUAUAUGUUGCAUGCCAUGGGCCCAGAGUUUCACAGUAUUCGAACUGGGAUCACAUAUGUAUUUGAGUGUGAUAGAUUCAGUUUGGCCUCCAACAUGGACUUUAUGAUUGCAAAGAAGGCUUGCUCCGAAGUGUACAGUGUGUACCCUUUUACUGCUGACAAAAUGAACUUCUUCCAUACUGGCCUCUUCUCCAACAUGCUGAUCUCCUCAUGUCGCUCUGUGUUGCCCAAGUCAAUGGCUUCCAAAUUCCAUGUUGGUUGCAUUUUUCCUGCUGGGCGCUUGGACUGCUUUUACAAUAUGCCUGAUCCACAAACUGCAAUGGAACGAACAAUUCUACAAAUGCAAGAGAGUGUUCGACGGCGCUAUGCAAUGCAUGAUUCGUUUAAAUUGGAUUCCAACAACCAUGUCUAA